Topomyia yanbarensis is the source of this 1605-nucleotide messenger RNA. RefSeq lists its product as uncharacterized. The record is from RefSeq and is a predicted model, not a curated record. NCBI's taxonomy places the organism in Eukaryota, Metazoa, Arthropoda, Insecta, Diptera, Culicidae. The transcript is spliced from 2 exons. Bases 12 to 704 code for a protein of 230 amino acids.
UUUCAAGAAACAUGCGAGAAUUUAAAAUCAACACAACUUUAACAAAAAACUUUAAAAAAAACCGGCGUAUUUCCGGUUUCCUUGCUACAAUGAGUGAAUAUGGCGACGACGUUGAUGAGGACAUUCGUGUGCUUGUGGCUGAAUCAAUGGAACACGCAGACGAACUAAUAGCCGUAACUGUCCAAGAAGAGCUGUUCAAAACUAAAAACUUAGUUCUAAAGGAGUUGGAGAAUGAUUUGGAAAACUACGGUCGUCAAAUUUCUAACUACGCUAACCGAUUGCAGCGGCUCGAACUGCUAGAACAUGGUGUGCUUCAUCGGCUUAACGCAUGCAGUGCUCUUACGAAAGAGUUCGACCAGCUGACGGAAUUAUAUCAGGCUAAGGUUAUUCAAUUAAAAGAUCUUCUGGAUAAGAGUCUAACUUUUGAGUGUUCAAAGUUGCUGGCAAAGGAUACGUUUCAAAAACUUUACGGAUUCAAGUACGAGCUGGAUCAUCUGCAGGGAAAACUGGAGAGCACAACUGAACUGCUCGGGAAGAAUGACAAUCAGGAGGUGGUGCAAACGUUGAAUCAUUUGAAAAGAAAAACUUCAAAAGUUAUGCUGGAUAUGGAAAAUUUGUUGGGACUAAAUAGCAUGCACAAACAGACGGUUAUUGGAUUCUCUAACAAGAUUUACUACGAUGAACAGAAAUUGGAUUCAGUAUAGACAUAAACUAGUGCGUAUGCUUAUCGUGAUGCGUUUAGUACACAAUUCACUUCAAAUUGGAAAUCAUACAAAUGUGCAAGUUCCUUCGGUUUAAUAAUAAUGUACAUAUCACACUUUGAUGAGGUGUGCACAAUUAGGUGUGAAAUGUGAAACAUUGAUUUAAAUUAUUUUGUGUAUUUAAUUGUGAAUAAUUUUUGAAUAUUAAACGGUUGUAAUCCAUACACACCAACGAUUUUUACAACAUACUUCCUACCGAUGAUUUUACUUUUAUUGUUUAAGUUGCAAUGGCAGGCCAGUAUCAUUUAUCCGUACACUCGAUUAUGCAUAACCACAUGGUCCAACAUCAGUCUUAUUCCACAUUACAUCAGAUAAAACGAAUGUAAUUUAUAUUCUCAAAAACGACAGCAAAUUCAAACUGACGCAGAGGGACUCAAAAUAUGCUUUUGCGAAACUCGAUUAUAUAGAGCUACAACAGACCAUUUUCGCCAAUUUAUCUGUUUUAUAUUGUUUAUGCGCACCUAUAAAAGACCAUAUUUUUGUGAUAUUCCUUUUUUAAAAAAUUGGAGAUAGGCUAUAGAAAAUCUAACUUUUAAAUAAGUCUGAGCGUCCGAGAGUUUUGUAGAGGAGACCAAUUCCAUAAAUUUUGCUAGACAUAUUUUCUCUGUUGUCACACACAUAGACAUUUUCCGAUCUCGACGAACUGAGUCGAAUGAUAUAAGAGAUUCAGCGCUGCGAGCCUUGAUUAAAAAGUCGAAAUUCCGACCGAUUGCAUAACCUUUCUAUAUGAGAAAGGCAAAACUCUGAAAAAUAGACUUUUUGCAUGUUUUACAAAAAUACUGAUAGCAUCUAUAUUCUUAUUUUUAUUCCAAUGAACAACCACUCAUUACCUUCGCAAUUGAUC